Messenger RNA from Didymodactylos carnosus, 873 nucleotides. NCBI's taxonomy places the organism in Eukaryota, Metazoa, Rotifera, Eurotatoria, Philodinida, Philodinidae. The record is from the annotation of a GenBank genome assembly.
AUGGAAGAAUUUGGUGAUUGUCAAUCACUCAUUCCAACGUGUAAAACUAACCAUGAUCGACCAUCUGAUGUCAAUAUUUCGUUCGAUCCAUUAUUGAAUAAUCAAUUUUUAUCGUCAACACCAAUCAAUUUGUCUGAAAGCGAUUCGAUGAAUAAUAAUACCAGUAACAACGGCGAUGAAACGUUACUAAGUGAACACAAUAACGUGCGUAGUCUCAAUGAUAGUUGGUUAAUUAUUCAAAGGACUAGUAAACGAUGUUUUACUGAGAAUAAAACGUUGAGACAAAAUCGUCAAUUAUUAGAAGAACAGCAUCAAACAGAACUCGCGAAAAUGAAACAAGAAUAUGAACAACGAUUAAAUGAAAUAAAUGCUGGUGAAAUAAAACAAAAUUAUGAACAUUUAUCAAAUGAAUAUUCAAAGAUACGUGAACAAUUGAAGCUAGAAAUGAAAGAAUGUCAACAAAAACAACGUGAUUUUGAUAAUUUGAGAAAAAUGAGAGAACAAAAUUUAUUAAUGACAAAACAAAUAAUCGAUAAUCAACAUUCAAAAGAUGUCUCAUCAAUCAGACAAACGAUUGAAAGAUGUAACCAACAAUUACAUUCAUUAACAGAACUAGAACAACGAGGAAAGGCUAGUUUAUUGAAAUAUGAACAAAGAGUACGCGAUGAACUAGAGCGAAAAGAUAAUUUACUUAAAAUACAUAGACAACUAAAAAAUUAUAUUGAAUCGAUUCGAAUUCAAUUACUUGGUUUAGACAAAAAGUUGGAAUCAGUCGAACAGGAAGAAGACAGAAGAAAAAAUCCAAAUCGAAAUAAAAGUCAUAGUCGAUCACCGCCAAGAAAGAUUCGAAAGGUUAGAUCAAUGAAAGUUUAA